Messenger RNA from Engraulis encrasicolus (European anchovy), 1261 nucleotides. RefSeq lists its product as uncharacterized. The record is from RefSeq and is a predicted model, not a curated record. Gene Ontology annotation, biological process: regulation of telomere maintenance via telomere lengthening; telomere capping. The coding region runs from base 218 to 1261 and encodes 347 amino acids. Gene Ontology annotation, molecular function: telomeric repeat DNA binding. Gene Ontology annotation, cellular component: shelterin complex. Lineage: Eukaryota; Metazoa; Chordata; Actinopteri; Clupeiformes; Engraulidae. The transcript has 6 exons.
AUAUUUGUUCCCAGCCGCCAUAAAACAAUCAGAAGAAGCUGCUUGGUGUGUUUGUUUGUUGUGUUUCGAUUUUCCCACUUGGUGAUGGAUAUUUUACUUUCAUUAAAAUAUUAAACCUGGUAUUUCAAAUUCACGAGAGAGCGAAGAUAGGCAGAAGGAGGCAACGUCCAUGUGUUUUAAGUCUAUGAGGGGAAGCAUCUUUUCAAAUGGCUGAAACAUGGAACAACCCCAGAAGAUAAGGGACCUCCGCCGCUACGAAACAGCAUGGGAAGACAAAGUGUCAUGGGUUAAAGGUGUCGAUGACCCACACAAAGCAUUUUGCACUGUGUGCUGCCGAGAAAUAACAAUUGGCUAUGGUGGCUUCCGAGAUAUCAUUCGGCAUGAAAAGGCAGCCAAACACAUAAAUGCUAUAUCGAAAGGAGCUAGCAAUUUUGGCACAUUCUCCGUCACAUGUACCGCAAAUAACAUUGAUGCUGACUGCACAGUUAAAUAUGGGAAUGGGCAGGACUUACGUGCUGAUAAGAAGAUGCACUUGAGCAGAACUAGAGAGCAGCCGACCUCCAAGAAUGUCUCAGGAGAGAGCACUGUGGGGAAAAUUGUGUCAGACCCUCCUACAGAUCUGGCGUCUUCCUUGCGGAUGUGGGUCCCACCUCUGAGGCUACUGUCUGCGUCCAUUUGGCAAGUUGUCCAGCAGCGCCAAGUCCAGUCCUACAACAGGGUGGAGGAGUUUGUUUCUGUUGUUUUGGAGUUGGUCCCUGACCUACUGAGCACUGGGGAAAAGAUUGUAUUGCUUCUUGGCCUGAGAGCAAAGUUUGCUAUAGAUUCAUGCCAUCAUCAGCCAGCAAGGACCUUCCAGAUGAUGUCAUCACAGCUGGAAAGAGUCUUGAGGAUUUCUGACAUCGCUUCCAGUGAUGGGGAUAUGAGGCAGACAGUAGAUGCUGCUGUCAAGAACUUAAAGGAACUCAUCCAGAGCCUUGCGGACAGUCCUGAAUAUAGUAGGCAAUACUUCCAGGACAUAUACCCAUUCCAUUAUGGUCCAAGCUAUGACGCAGCUCUGCAGUUGCUGGUGUGGGAAUUCCUCUCUCGGCUGGAAAUGUUACUACCAGUGCCGAGCUUCCAUCAGGUAGUGUCUUUAUUUGACGAGGACCCUUUGCUCUUGGAGGAAUUUCUACAAGUAGGUGAUGACCCACAGCCCAUUCAGGAGUUUUUGCUUCACAACAAACAUUUUACACGUCUGCUGUCAGGUCAGUUCAUUGCUUAG